Messenger RNA from Raphanus sativus (radish), 2150 nucleotides. RefSeq names its product zinc finger protein ENHYDROUS-like. Gene Ontology annotation, cellular component: nucleus. Bases 440 to 1963 code for a protein of 507 amino acids. Lineage: Eukaryota; Viridiplantae; Streptophyta; Magnoliopsida; Brassicales; Brassicaceae. The transcript has 3 exons. Gene Ontology annotation, molecular function: DNA-binding transcription factor activity. The record is from RefSeq and is a predicted model, not a curated record.
AAAAAAUAGUAGUAUAAUUGUCCCCCGUCCAGAGAGAGAGAGAGAGAGAGAAAGUGAGAAGAAAGGCUCCUUUGUCUCGGACAAACAAAAAGAAAUCAAAGCUAAGAAAGUCUCUCACAAAGCCGCCUUCGGUGGUUCUCUUCCAGAGAAAGAAAGGCUCGAAGUCACCUUUUUUGUUUGUUUGCAGAGAGGAAGAGUAGGAAUAACUAAUCACCGGUGGAAUCUCAGCCGUUGAAUUAGAUCGGUGGAUAUAUAUAUAGAGAGAGAGAGAGAGAGUUGUGGGCUAAAUAAUUAGUAGUAAGUAGAUUUCUUGGGUCAAAAUGAAGUUUUGAUAUUUUUCUGGGGAAGAGAGAAAAGGUUUUGGUGGAAAAAAAGGUUUCUUAGGAAAAGCUGAUUGACUGACUUCCUUCUUUGGUUAGUUGAGUAAUAGUUUGGGGACAUGGCACCGGUUGAAUUAGAGAACUCAUCAACGGUUUCAGGGGAUGCAAGCGGCGUCUCCUCCACCGGAAACCUAAACCCACCUCCCAAGAAGAAACGUAACCUCCCCGGAAUGCCUGAUCCAGGGGCGGAAGUGAUAGCUUUGUCACCAAAAACACUUAUGGCAACGAACCGAUUCGUCUGCGAAAUCUGCAACAAAGGCUUUCAACGCGACCAGAACCUCCAGCUCCACCGCCGCGGUCACAACCUCCCCUGGAAGCUUCGUCAGAGAUCCGCCAAAGACGCUGUGAGGAAGAAAGUCUACGUCUGUCCUGUCUCCGCCUGCGUUCACCACGACCCUUCACGUGCUCUCGGCGAUCUCACCGGCAUCAAGAAACACUUUUGUCGGAAACACGGCGAGAAGAAGUACAAGUGCGAUAAAUGCUCCAAGAAGUAUGCUGUUCACUCCGAUUGGAAAGCUCAUUCCAAGAUUUGCGGCACCAAGGAGUAUCGUUGCGACUGUGGAACCCUCUUCUCCAGGAAAGAUAGCUUCAUUACCCACAGAGCUUUCUGUGAUGUCUUGGCUGAAGAGAGUGCCAAGAAUCAAACCAAUAAACUUUAUCCUCAACCUGAGCUCAAAUCUCCACCAGCGGCCGCCGCUCCUCUUACUCCACCGAAUGUUUCUGCUGAGACCGAGCCUGUCAAAAUCGCUUCUCCCUCGGUUCGGAGUUCUUCAGAAUCUCCCAACCCUCUUGAAGUCAUCAUGGAAGAAGCUCCAAGAACAAUCGGUUUCAACGUGAGCUCAUCGGUUAUAAGCGAUGAUGAUCGUAGUGGUAACAACAACUGCACUCCAAGAACCAUCGGUUUCAACGUGACCUCAUCGGGUCUAAGCGGUGAUCAUACUAGUAACAACAACAACAACAAUGGAAUAUACGCAGGCUUGUUUUCAUCGUCGACCUCUUCGCCUAGUUUAUAUGCUUCUUCAACUCCUUCCACAAGUCUAUUUGCACCACCGUCUUCCUCCAUGGAACCCAUAUCUCUCUGUCUCUCCACCAAUCCUUCUUUGUACGUUGGACCGACAACGAUACAAGAUCCACAUCCACCACCGCAUUUCCUAACCCCUCUGAGUCUUCCUCCACCUCAACCAGCAAUGUCAGCAACCGCAUUGCUCCAGAAAGCUGCCCAAAUGGGUUCCACUGGCUCAGGUGGCUCGUUACUUCGCGGGUUAGGCAUUGUGUCGAGUACUUCCUCGUCAAUGGAACUCAGCAGUCACGAUCUUGGGCUGGGAUUACUACCGCCUUGUAGCAGCGGUGGGAGCGGAGGAUCGGGGCUGAAAGAGCUAAUGAUGGGGAACUCUUGCGUGUUUGGUCCGAAACAGACGACACUCGACUUUCUUGGAUUGGGGAGAGCUGUUGGUAAUGGAAGUAGUAAUCCCGUUGGUGGAGGGUUGUCAGCUCUGUUAACAUCGAUAGGAGGUGGGGGUGGGAUGGAUGUGUUUGGGACUGCGGGGGAGUUUCCAGGCAAAGACAUUGGUAGAAGUUUGUAAGAGAGACAUGAAAGUAGAAGAGUGUAGUAUAUAUUAUAUAGUUUAUAAGUUUGUUGUAUGUUUUUGGUAUUUUUUUGUUUUGUUUUUAGUGAAAGCAGCAGCAGCAGCUCCUCUAGUGUUAAUUUUAAUCAUAAGUACAUAAAAGCUUCUAGCUAGUAAAAACAACAACAACUUGGUGUUUUAUAGA